AUGCUUUUCACUGUCUUUUCACUAUUUUCCUUUUGGAGCAAUUGCGUACUGGCUUCUCUUCAGAUUGUACCAGGUGCAACAUGGACAGCUUCUGGAUUAAAUCAACAUAUUCAAGCCCAUGGUGGUGGAAUUAUCCAAGUGGGGUCGACCUAUUAUUGGGCCGGAGAGAAUAAACUCAAUGGAGGUGCUUUCCAAUCGAUCAAUUGCUACUCAAGCACUGAUCUCGUGAAUUGGAAAUUCAAUUCUUAUCUUCUCACACUCCAGUCGUCGGGUGAUUUGGGGCCCAACCGAGUUGUGGAACGUCCACACAUAAUAUACAAUGCCGCAACCGCUAAAUAUGUUAUGUGGAUGCAUAUUGAUGAUUCGGGUUAUGCUGAAGCAAAGGCUGGUGUAGCAACUAGCAGCAGUGUUUGUGGGACUUAUACAUAUUUAGGAGCAAGCCGGCCGUUGGGCUAUCAAAGCAGAGAUUUGAAUGUGUACAAAGAUACCGACGGAACAGGUUAUCUAUUGAGCGAAGAUCGAGCAAAUGGCCUCCGUAUCGACAAGCUCUCCGCGGAUUAUACAUCGGUUGUCUCAGCUGUUUAUCUCUUUGCUGACUACGAGGCUCCCGCCGUAUACAAGAGUGGCAGUACUUAUUUUAUGUUUGCCAGUCACUUAUCAGGCUGGGCCCCCAACGACAAUGUAUACGCUACAGCAACGAACUUGGCAGGGCCUUGGUCUGCUUGGGCUACUUUUGCAACGGUCGGGACUAAUACUUUUAAUAGUCAGACGGCGGCUGUGGUGAGUAUCAAUGGGGUUGUCAUGUACAUGGGAGAUCGAUGGCAGUCAUCCAAUCUUAUGACUUCGACUUACAUCUGGUUACCUCUAACAAUAUCCGGAACGAAGGCAACUCUUACCAAUGAAGUAAACUGGAUUAUCAACCCAUCAGCAGGAACAUGGAUCGCCGGUCCUAGCGAAACCAUGCUGGAAGCUGAAGCCACCACGAAUACCCUGGCCAACGGUGCUAUAGCCAUCACAUGUUCCGGAUGUUCAGGUGGCUCCCAAAUCGGAUAUAUUGGAGGACCAAGUCCUGGCGGCACAUUGACCAUGAAUGGAGUGAGUAGUUCUGUGGCAACUACCACCUCGAUUCGCAUUCAUCAUACGAAUGGCGAUUCAACGCAACGUUAUGCAAACGUGGUGGUCAAUGGAGUCAGCAAUAUCAUUGCAUUUUUGCCCACUACUAAUGGCAAUACACCUGGUACAAGCAUCUUGACGACAGCACUGAAAAGCGGAACUGCAAAUGUUAUUGAGUUUAAGUCUUAUAACUCUGGAUGGGCCCCGGAUAUCGACCGUAUAAUGGUUCCCGUAUCGUAA
This is a messenger RNA of Sclerotinia borealis F-4128, 1353 nucleotides long. The record is from the annotation of a GenBank genome assembly. NCBI's taxonomy places the organism in Eukaryota, Fungi, Ascomycota, Leotiomycetes, Helotiales, Sclerotiniaceae.